CAGAUGUGUCAAGUUCCUCCAUUCCCUAUCUCUUCCAGGCUCGUCUGUUUCACGUGUGCCUGUGCAGGGGAAGGCUGCAUGGAUUUGUUUGUGCAGGGAAAGAAAUAAAUGGAUUUGGGGGAGAAAUUAAGAUAUAAAUUUGCAGUAAACUAACGUGGUUGUUGGAACCAUAAAGUUUAAAAUGCAAAAUACAUGUUUAUUGGAAGGAGAUGUAAAUGUUGGAGAUUCACAGUCACUGGAACACUAAUUCAGGAUAACUUCAUAUGAAGGAGAUCCCUACGUGAGAAGUUUUUUUAUGUAGACCGACGAGAGAGAGAGACAAUGGCAAAUUCAGCCAGAGAACAUCUGCUUUUUGUGCGACGACGUAAUCCUCAGCUACGGUAUACUCUGAGCCCAGAGAAUCUGCAGAGUCUGACAUCUCAGGGCACCAUACCUGAGAACAUGAACUUGCAGCGUGCCAACAGUGACACUGAUCUAGUGACCUCUGACAGCCGCUCUAGUUUGACAGCGAGUAUGUAUGAAUACACCCUGGGGCAAUCUCAGAACCUCAUUAUUUUCUGGGAUAUUAAAGAAGAAGUUGACCCAACAGACUGGAUAGGACUUUAUCAUAUAGAUGAAAAUUCUCCUGCCAAUUUCUGGGAUUCCAAGAACCGGGGAGUGACGGGCACGCAAAAAGGACAAAUCGUAUGGCGAAUUGAACCUGGCCCCUAUUUUAUGGAACCUGAAAUAAAGAUCUGUUUUAAAUACUACCAUGGUAUUAGUGGAGCCCUGAGAGCUACUACCCCAUGUAUCACUGUGAAAAACCCUGCUGUGAUGAUGGGGGCAGAAGGCAUGGAUGAAGGUGCUUCUGCAGCUCAACAAUCUCGGAAACUAGUCAGCUUUGCAUUAUCAGAUAUUAGAGCAGUUGGGCUAAAAAAAGGGAUGUUCUUCAAUCCUGAUCCUUACCUAAAGAUGUCCAUUCAGCCAGGAAAGAAAAGCACGUUUCCUACAUUUGCCCAUCAUGGUCAGGAAAAAAGAUCUACUAUCAUCAGUAACACAACUAAUCCUGUUUGGCACAGAGAGAAAUAUUCUUUUGUUGCACUUCUAACAGACGUCUUGGAAAUUGAAAUUAAAGACAAAUUUGCCAAGAGUCGUCCUAUCAUCAAGCGCUUUCUUGGGAAGUUAACAAUACCAGUCCAGAGACUAUUGGAGAGGCAUGCAAUAGGAGACCAGAUUCUUAGCUAUAACCUUGGCAGAAGGCUCCCAGCUGACCAUGUAAGUGGGUAUCUCCAAUUCAGAGUCGAGAUUACAUCUUCCAUUCAUGAAGAUGCUUCACCAGAAACAGUUGGUACUUUGCUAGGAGUGAACUCUGUGAAUGAAGACUUAGGAAGCCCUUCUGAUGAUGAGGACAUGCCAGCAGGGAACCAUGACACACUUCCAAUGUGUUUAAAUGGUCCAAUCCUUGAGGAAUCUGUUGGAAAUGCAGUCCUUACACAUUCUUUAAGGACUAGUACAACUCUGGAAAUGGACCAGGAAGAGUUAACGUCUACUGCUGCAAGGUCGUCACCUAACAGAGGUCGCCAGGACUCAUUGAAUGACUAUUUGGAUGCAAUAGAACAUAAUAGUCAUCCCAGACCUGGGACAUCUGCCUGCAGUGAGCGUUCACUUGGGGCAUCCCCAAAACUAAGGAGUAGUUUUCCUACUGACACGAGACUUAAUGCUAUGCUUCACAUUGACUCAGAUGAAGAGGAGCAUGAGUUGCAUAAAGAUCUGGAUUUUCAGUCUUCCUUGGAAGAAGAUGGCGGUUUAGUAAUGUUUAAUGGUGCUACAAGGAGUGUUGAAGGAAAUUUUUUAAGUUACUCAUCAUCAAAUCAGAUAAUGCAAGGUCCUGCAGAGGAUGGGAAAGCACCAGCCUUCGAAACUCCUUUGCAGCCCUCUGAUAACCAGCAGGAGACUCUCCAAGGGCUUCCACCAUCAGAGUUUGCAGGAGAAGAAGGUGAAGGCCAGCCAGAUUCUCAGAAUAAUCUGUCGGUAGAAUGGGCUGGCAGCGAAUUGUGUGCCUGUCAGGUGGCAGAGCAGCCUACUAGCAGUGCAGACAUGGGAGCUUCAGACUCUGCCAUUGGUAGUAGAAGAGGUAUUAGUGAAACGGAAUCCCUUGACCAAGGAUCUGAACCUUCCCAGGUAUCCUCAGAAACUGAGCACAGUGAUCCUGCUCGCACCGAAAGUGUCAGUGAGGCCAGCACCAGGCCAGAAGGAGAGAGUGAUGUGGAAGGGGCAGACAGUUCUUGCAAUGAAAGUGUGACUACACGUCUCUCCUCAGUCGAAACUCGGUGUUCUUCUUUUGAAAGUGCCAGAUUUUCUGAGACUCCUGCCUUUUCUUCUCAGGAAGAGGAAGAGGGAGCUUGUGCCACCCAUGGGACCAGAAGUGAGCCUGCUGCAGAAACACAGGACUCUGUGUGCACUCCUGGCUCUUUACCUGCGGUGCGGUUACCCAGCAGUCAAGAGGAGGCUCGGCAGCUAGCUGAAGGAGGUGAAUUACAGGAUAGAGAUGAAUCAGAAGAAAUUUGGCAGAGGAGGAGGAGUCUGCAGGCUGCCGCCGCAAGUAGCCAGUGUCAGGAUGAAGAAACUGGAGGUACCCAAGCUGCUGGCGAGGAGGGAGCUACACAAGUUGAAGGAGCUAGUGGAGGUUCCCAAGCCAAUGGCCAUCAGAAUUUGAGGUCACUACCGUCAGUACGUCAGGAUGCUAGCCGAUAUCAGAGAGUGGAUGAGGCUCUGCCACCAAACUGGGAGGCCCGAAUCGACAGCCAUGGGAGGAUAUUCUAUGUGGAUCAUGUAAACAGAACAACAACAUGGCAGCGACCCACAGCUCCUCCAGCCCCACAGAUCCUCCAGAGGUCAAAUUCUAUACAGCAAAUGGAGCAGCUGAAUCGCCGAUAUCAGAGUAUUCGUCGAACGAUGACUAAUGAGAGGCCUGAAGAGCACCCACAUGCCAUUGAUGGAGCUGGAGAGGAUACUGACUUCCAUCAUUCUAAUGCAGAUUUUCGAAGGGAGAAUGUGCUGCCUCAGUCUACCUCCAGAUCCAGGCUUACUUUAUUGCUACAGUCUCCUCCGGUGAAAUUCCUUAUCAGUCCAGAGUUCUUUACAGUGCUGCAUUCUAACCCUAGUGCCUACCGCAUGUUUACAAACAACACGUGUUUGAAGCACAUGAUCACCAAAGUCCGGCGGGACACCCAUCAUUUUGAGCGUUACCAGCAUAAUCGAGAUUUGGUGGGCUUCCUCAAUAUGUUUGCUAACAAACAGCUGGAGCUGCCGAGAGGUUGGGAAAUGAAGCAUGACCAUCAGGGCAAGGCUUUUUUUGUUGACCACAAUUCCCGCACCACCACGUUCAUUGACCCACGGCUUCCCUUGCAGAGUAGCAGGCCCACUAGUGCAUUAGUGCAUCGACAGCACUUAACCAGACAGCGCAGCCACAGUGCUGGUGAGGUAGGAGAGGAUGCCCGUCAUUCAGGACCACCAGUUCUACCAAGACCGUCCAGCACGUUUAAUACAGUCAGCAGGGCUCAGUACCAGGACAUGGUUCCAGUGGCCUACAACGACAAGAUUGUCGCAUUUCUGCGACAGCCCAAUAUCUUUGAAAUUCUACAAGAGCGUCAACCAGAUCUUACCAGGAAUCCUUCACUCAGGGAGAAGAUCCAGUUUAUCCGGACAGAGGGAACACCUGGACUAGUGCGUCUAUCCAGUGAUGCAGACCUUGUCAUGUUACUAAGUUUGUUCGAAGAAGAAAUAAUGUCAUACGUGCCGCCACAUGCCUUACUUCAUCCCAGUUAUUGCCAGUCCCCAAGAGGUUCUCCAGUAUCCUCACCUCAGAACUCUCCAGGUACUCAGCGUGCUAAUGCCAGAGCUCCAGCUCCUUAUAAAAGAGAUUUUGAAGCCAAACUGAGGAACUUCUACAGGAAGCUGGAGACUAAAGGAUAUGGACAAGGGCCAGGGAAAUUAAAAUUAAUCAUCAGGAGAGACCACUUGCUGGAAGAUGCCUUCAAUCAGAUUAUGGGUUACUCAAGAAAAGACCUGCAGAGAAAUAAACUCUAUGUCACGUUUGUUGGAGAAGAAGGGUUGGAUUACAGUGGGCCUUCAAGAGAGUUUUUUUUCCUGGUGUCCAGAGAGCUCUUCAAUCCAUAUUAUGGUUUAUUUGAAUAUUCAGCCAAUGAUACCUACACAGUACAAAUAAGUCCCAUGUCUGCUUUUGUAGACAAUCACCAUGAGUGGUUCAGGUUCAGUGGUCGAAUCCUUGGUCUUGCUCUGAUACAUCAGUAUUUGUUAGAUGCUUUCUUUACACGGCCCUUUUAUAAAGCCCUCCUCAGAAUACUCUGUGACCUGAGUGACUUGGAAUACCUUGAUGAGGAGUUCCACCAGAGUUUGCAGUGGAUGAAAGACAACGAUAUACAUGAUAUCCUAGAUCUCACAUUCACUGUAAAUGAAGAAGUUUUUGGGCAGAUCACUGAACGGGAAUUGAAACCAGGGGGUGCCAACAUCCCAGUCACAGAGAAGAACAAAAAAGAAUACAUAGAGAGAAUGGUGAAAUGGAGAAUUGAGAGAGGGGUUGUGCAGCAAACAGAAAGUCUAGUUCGAGGUUUCUACGAGGUUGUUGACGCUAGGCUGGUGUCUGUAUUUGAUGCAAGAGAAUUGGAACUGGUUAUUGCUGGCACGGCAGAAAUUGACUUAAGUGACUGGAGAAACAACACAGAGUAUAGAGGAGGUUACCACGACAAUCACAUUGUAAUUCGGUGGUUCUGGGCUGCUGUAGAAAGAUUCAACAAUGAACAACGGCUAAGGCUAUUACAGUUUGUUACAGGCACAUCCAGCAUACCUUAUGAGGGGUUUGCAUCUCUAAGAGGGAGCAAUGGGCCAAGAAGAUUCUGUGUAGAAAAAUGGGGGAAAAUCACUGCUCUUCCCAGGGCUCAUACAUGUUUCAAUCGUCUUGACCUUCCCCCUUACCCAUCAUUCUCCAUGCUCUGUGAGAAACUGUUGACAGCAGUUGAAGAGACAAGUACCUUUGGACUUGAGUGAUACGCAAACCACAGUGCCCAGCUCUUUGGACGUUUGUGGAUCUGUCCUCUCAAGAAUGAAUGAACAUUUGUAUUGGAUUCUUAGAGGAAAAUUGUUUUACAAUGCAAUUCAAAUAAUGAGAUUUCCAUCAAUGAGUAAAUCUUGCUUCGGAAGCAGUUACAAGCAUUGUGAUAGUGGCGGAGUACUCUACGGUAAUACUGGAGUGC
Trachemys scripta elegans is the source of this 5252-nucleotide messenger RNA. It is a transcript of the gene HECW2, whose product is annotated as HECT, C2 and WW domain containing E3 ubiquitin protein ligase 2. The record is from RefSeq and is a predicted model, not a curated record. NCBI's taxonomy places the organism in Eukaryota, Metazoa, Chordata, Testudines, Emydidae. The coding region runs from base 322 to 5046 and encodes 1574 amino acids. The transcript is spliced from 29 exons. Gene Ontology annotation, biological process: regulation of dendrite morphogenesis. Gene Ontology annotation, molecular function: protein binding; ubiquitin-protein transferase activity.